AUGGCGGCUCAUCAAAAAUCAAACCAAUGGAUGUUGCCUCUCUUGAUGUGGGGUAGCAGCCUCAUUGCCGCCGAAUCGUCUUCGUCGUCGUCUUCCAACACUCCGACAAUCCCACUACCGCUUCAUCUACAAGAAGGUUUCCGCUCUGAGAUUACCCUGCGUGGUGCGGUAUUGCACUCAUCUCCCUUUGCCAUUGUGGAGCAAGACAACACCACGGGAGAGCUGGCGGCGCGAGGUUUGCAGAUCGACCUGCUGGAACGGUUAGCCAUCUUUGCACAGCAAGAUGGUGUGAAACUCCAAUUUGACCUCGAGCCGUGGGAAUACUCACCGGAGCACACGUACCAGACAGCUGUGGACCUGGUUGCCAACGAUUGCGAAGCUCGAUUACAAGAACGGGGCAACGUCACGAGCCAAUACGGGUGCGAUUCGUUCGAUCUCAUCAUUGCGGACCUGUGGCGCACAUCUGACAGGUAUAUGCGGGUAGACAUGACGCCGCCCUUUCUCAGCAACGCCAUUGGGGCCAUGAAGUACGUGGGGGAUCAGGACGAUCAUCAUUACUCAGAUGAUGACGAGGAUAUCCAAAAGAAGGAAGAAGAUCCCAAGGAGAAGAUCAUCACCACCCUGACGGAAGCUGCUCAGGCUCGGGCGACAGUUUGUGUUCUCAAGGAUACACACAGCAGUCAUGUCGUCAUUGACAGCUUUCGUGGUGCCCUGUACCUGCAGUGCAGUGAUGAUCAAGAAUGCCUGGAUCACUUACGGUAUGGGCGCUGCGUCCUCUUUGCCAGAGAUGAACUCUUCCUCAAAGCCAAGGAGUUUGAGGACCCCAGAUUUGUUACCACCCGCGAGCGUUUCUACACGACCUAUGUCGUUUGGCCCAUGCGCUAUGAUCUGGACCCCGCCGUCUCGUACAUGCUCAAGAGAUGGGUUACACAGGCUGUGGAGAACGCUACCAUGGAGGAGCUCUAUCACAAGUACUUUGAAAAGAAGCUGUGUCCCAUUGGCAAAGCAGGGGACAACUGCGAUGACCCGUGUGAUCCUGACCACGGGACAUCGGACUACAGGACGGGACGCUGUAUCUGUGAUUCUACCAAGUGGACGGGAGAGGACUGCAGUAUCGAAGUACUGGAAGAUCUCAACUUGCUGUCGCCGUCGCUCAAAUGGAUUGCCUACACGCUCUUUACCAUCAAUGUCGCUGUCAUUCUCUGCUGUGGGGCAUGGCUCAUACGGUACCGACAAAGCGAUCAAGUCCGAGCUUCGCAGCCGUUCUUCUUAGCCUUGGUUCUGCUCGGAUGUCUCAUCUCUUCCAGCACCAUAAUAGCAUUGGCGCAAGAAGGGGAUGAUGCGGCUUGCCAAGCGGUUCCAUGGCUCUAUUCGGUCGGCUUUUGUUGUACCUUUGGGGUAUUGUUCGCCAAGAUCCGCCGCGUGUAUCAAUGUUUUCGGCAUGCGGGGGCAUUGCCAACCCCCGCCCAAAAGCCAACGGCUUCGACGACGACAACCGGAACGGUCAAGAGUAGCUUUGGCAGUAACUUUGGCUCUGGUAGCCUUCGGAACAGCAUGACUAGUAGCGGCAGCGCCGCGGUGCUGGUUAGUUUCCAGGAAACACUGUUGGUGAUUGGUGUGAUCACAUUGGUAGAUGUGGCCAUUCUAGUUGCUUGGAAUGUGUUUGCCCCGCUGGAAUGGACACGAACCGUGCUGCGAGCGGACAUCUUUGGAGAACCGUUGGCGUCGCAAGGCAUGUGCACUGGCGAUGGUUGGCAGGUGUUUGCGAGUCUCAUUGGAUGUCUACACCUGUUCUUGCUGGCUCUGGGGUGUGUGCUUUGCUACAAGGCUCGACAAAUACCAACCAUGUUCCAAGAAGGCAAAUACGUCAGUAUCGCUAUGGUCAGCAACCUGCAAAUCUUUGUCGUCGGAGUGCCGGUUCUGAUCAUUGUGGGAAGCGAGACUCAAGCUUCGUUCUUUGUCAGAAGCGCAAUAAUUUGGUGUAACGACCUUGCAAUUGUGGGCAUCAUCUUUGGUAAUCUGAUGUUCAACACUCACAAGGCGGCUAGGAUGAGUUCAUCUUCAAUGCAAUUGGAGAUCAACAAAGCUGUGCAUCGAUACUCGCAGCAAUCUGGGACAGCUGUGAAAGGAAUACUCGUAAGAACCAGCUUGAAAUCCACAUUCAGCAACGCUCCAGUUGCAGCCAACAUGUUGGCGCAGGUCCAAGACGAAGAUGCGCAUGACGAGGAGGAGGACCUAGAAGUGGCGGACCUUCCCAUUCGCAAAUCUAACAAUCGUCCUUGCCGGAACAUCAUAUCCUCCUUGUCCCUGGGAUCGGAACACUUGGAUCGGAGCAGCAGUUUUGAAACAUCAACGUCAGGCAUUCAGAAACGUUUUGUCCGCAAGAGGGAGCUAAUCUCAUCUUUAUCUUGUGGGUCCGCGGCAUCAGGAACAAAGCAUAGGGACAGCAAUAGAAGCGUUACCUUCGGCAUGGCGUACUAUUCGGAAGGAAAUGAAGAUGGGAGCGAACUUGCGGUUCCAAUCGAAGCAGGCCCAAGAGGACGAAACUUAAGCUCGGAUUCAACAGCUCGCUUCAGCAGCGAUUCUAUUGGCGGGGCACCCCCCAAACCACCGAAACGCCCUCCAAUUGCAUCCAUGCAUCGUUUGGAGGGGGUCGACGAGACGCACAGCACGGAAUCAACGAUGACUUGCGACGACGAAGAAACCGAGACGGAACCUCCGCGCAACAUUCAUGCGCCUCCGUUAAGGCCAAUCAGGUUUGUCUCGUCCUCUGAAUCUGGUCGCGAUGCCCAGUCUGAAGGAUUCCGAACAGCACACGACUGCUCAUAUCCAUCAUCACCAUGGGGAUCAAAUGCAACUGGACCUCCCCAACGACCCAACAGGUUGGCUUCCCAAGUAGAGUCGAUCGAUGACGAGCAAAUAGAAGCCUCGGCGUCAGAUUCAAUCACCAACAAGCCACCGUCCCCACAAUCAUCAGUCAAUGGGCCACCCAAACGUCCUGACAGGGUUGACUCGUCUGUAGAGCUCUCAGAAGCCGAGGAUGAUGACGAAUCCAGCGUAAAUCCCUUCUUCGAUUCGACACCUCUCCCAUCUCCAGAGUAUUCCAACAGCGAACUACCUCCCCAUCUUCCAGUCAGACGCGACUCCCGCGCAUCAGGCACUGCCGAUGACGGGCAUCACGAGAAGAAGUAG
Molecule: messenger RNA, 3192 nt
Organism: Seminavis robusta
Lineage: Eukaryota; Bacillariophyta; Bacillariophyceae; Naviculales; Naviculaceae
Source: the annotation of a GenBank genome assembly